AGAGCGCGCCGGCCGGAGAGGGUUCGGCCGCGGCCCCACGAGCCCCAGACCGGCCUGCCCGGCAGACGCGAAGCCGAUCGGGGCUCCCUCCCGCCAUGGCGCGGGUGCUGAUCGUGGGCGCCGGGCUCACGGGGAGCUUGUGCGCCGCGCUGCUGAGGAGGGAGACGCGGGGUCCGUUGUACCUCGCGGUGUGGGACAAGGCUGGGGACUCAGGGGGAAGAAUGACUACAGCCAGCAGUCCUCACAAUCCACAGUGCACAGCUGACUUGGGUGCUCAGUAUAUCACCUGCACGCCUCAUUAUGCCAAAAAACACCAAAGUUUUUAUGAUGAACUGUUAGCUCACAGCAUUUUGAAGGCUCUGACCUCUCCUAUUAAAGGAAUGAUGAUGAAAGAAGGAGACUGUAACUUUGUGGCACCUCAAGGAGUUUCUUCAAUUAUUAAGCAUUACUUGAAAGAAUCAGGUGCAGAAGUCUACUUCAGACAGUGUGUGACCCAGAUCAACCUGAGAAACGACAAGUGGGAAGUCUCCAGAGAAACAGGCUCCCCCGAGCAGUUUGAUCUUGUUGUCCUCACGAUGCCAGUUCCUCAGAUUCUGCAGCUUCAAGGUGACAUCACCAACUUAAUUAGUGAAUGCCAGAGGCAGGAACUGGAGGCCGUGAGCUACUCCUCUCGCUAUGCUCUGGGCCUCUUUUAUGAAGCUGGCACGAAGAUUGAUGUCCCUUGGGCUGGGCAGUACAUCACCAGUAAUCCCUGCGUACGCUUCGUCUCCAUUGAUAAUAAGAAGCGCAAUAUAG
Carlito syrichta (Philippine tarsier) is the source of this 795-nucleotide messenger RNA. RefSeq names its product renalase, FAD dependent amine oxidase (gene RNLS). The annotation marks the transcript as partial. Lineage: Eukaryota; Metazoa; Chordata; Mammalia; Primates; Tarsiidae. The transcript is spliced from 5 exons. The record is from RefSeq and is a predicted model, not a curated record. Gene Ontology annotation, molecular function: oxidoreductase activity, acting on NAD(P)H. Gene Ontology annotation, cellular component: extracellular region.